This is a messenger RNA of Mesitornis unicolor (brown roatelo), 402 nucleotides long. RefSeq names its product solute carrier family 12 member 2-like. NCBI's taxonomy places the organism in Eukaryota, Metazoa, Chordata, Aves, Mesitornithiformes, Mesitornithidae. Gene Ontology annotation, cellular component: membrane. The record is from RefSeq and is a predicted model, not a curated record. The coding region runs from base 1 to 402 and encodes 133 amino acids. Gene Ontology annotation, molecular function: ammonium channel activity; sodium:potassium:chloride symporter activity. Gene Ontology annotation, biological process: sodium ion transmembrane transport; potassium ion homeostasis; chloride transmembrane transport. The transcript has 4 exons.
AUGUUGGAGACAUUAACUCUUUCAGUCUCUCGUAUGAGACCUCAGUGCUUAAUUAUGACAGGUCCUCCAAAUGCACGUCCAGCUUUGCUACACCUUGUCCAUGCUUUCACCAAGAACGUGGGUUUGAUGAUCUGUGGCCAUGUACAUAUGGGUCCUCGAAGGCAAGCCAUGAAGGAACUGUCGACUGAUUUGGCUAAAUAUCAGCGAUGGCUAAUUAAAAAUAAGAUGAAGGCUUUCUAUGCACCAGUGCAUGCAGAGGACUUGAGAGAUGGAGGACAAUACUUAAUGCAGGCUGCUGGUCUGGGUAGAAUGAGACCUAACACCCUAGUUGUUGGAUUUAAGAAAAACUGGAGACAAGGUGACAUGAGAGAUGUUGAAACCUAUAUAAAUUUAUUCCAGUAA